CGAACCCUUGGGCGGGCGGGCGGGCGUGCGUGCGUAGAUAGAGUAAGUAAGUAAGUAAGCAUCCCGCGCUCACCUCUUACCUCCACCGAUCAAUGCACCCGUCCCCCCUUACGCUCCACGAUGAGCAGCCGCGCCGCCUACGACGACCUCGCGCGGACCCUGGACCGGCUUGAGAUCGUGAACUGCGACAAGAAGCCGUUCAUUCCUGCGGACGGCUUCGACGGCGCCGUGACGCGGUCGUUCCUAUCCACGGUCGUUUCCGACCUCCUCCCCUUCUCCGACGGCGGUGCCAGUGCACACGUCCACCUCCAGCAGCUGUACGAGUCGUACCGCAAGGUCAUCGCCAUCCUCGUCAUGAUGCGGUAUGAGCAAAGCUUCGUCCGCUUCUGGGAGACCAACACGUGUGAUCGCGACCUGCCGCUGGAUCAGGAGCGGCUCGCGGAGAUUGAUGGGGACCUCUGGUGGCCCAAGUGGAAUGGCCUGCAGUAUAAGUUCCUCGCGAGGAUGUACUGUGAGGAGACAGAGUCGCAGCAGUGGUCGGACGAUUAUGUCCUCCCCAUCCUCGAGAAGGUCUAUAGGUCCAGAGGAGCGUUCUCGGAGGUCUACAAGAUCCACAUUCAUCCGCACUAUGACCGACUGAAUUUUCGGGGACAUCAUGAGCCACACUGGUACGCGCUGAAGCAACUCAAGACCUCAGCGGACGCCAAAGUCAACGAGCGCAAACUGCGAGAAUGGCAAGACGAAGUUGCGGCAAACGCGCUGGUGCGCAAGCAGCAACACAACAACUACGCAUACAGCAGCAUCCUGCCGCUGCUGCACUCGCACACGUAUGGCAAGCAGUGCAAUCUCGUCUUUCCACUCGCAAACUACAACCUGCGCGAGUUCUAUGCGAAGGAGCCAAUGCCCCCCUCCAGUCUCCACCGCUUCAGGUUUGUAGAACAGAUCUCGAGGCUCGUACCAGCGCUCGGAUUGAUACAUCAGGGAGAGAUUGAUUCUACCUGCCAGUGGCAGUGGAUCGGCCUGCAUCGCGAUUUGAAACCAGAUAACAUCCUCGUAGUGUGCGGCAUGACGCCGCGCUUCAUGAUCUCUGACCUUGGGCUCAUGAAGUUCCGCAAGGUGAAGUCGGGGUCGCGCGAGUACUCCGGCGAGGAGUGGAAGCUCGGUGUGUCCGCGUACAAGGCGCCGGAGUGCGACGUCAAGGGCAAGCGCGUGGGGCGCGGCGCCGACAUCUGGAGCUUGGGGUGCAUACUCGCCGAGGCGAUCACGUGGUGCGUCUGCGGCCUCCAGGGCAUCCGCGAGUUCCAGCGCCGAAGGUCGACCGAGGACUCGUACGGCGACUCGUCGGACGUGUUUUUUUGCAAGAGCGGCUCGCCGGGCGCGAAGGAGGUGCCGCGCUUGAAGACCGAGGUGCUGGAUUGGUUCGCAGAGGUGAAGAAGGCCGCUGGCGAAGAGGACCGGUUGGUCGCUGAGACGCUGGCGCUGGUCGAGCUGAUGCUGAAGGAGAACGACCGGGGCGCGAAGGGCCGCCCCAGCGCGGAAAAGAUCGAUUGCGCGUUCUACACGAUCCUGAAGCAGGAGGCUUCGAAGCAGGCGUGGCCACUGUCGAUUUCGGAGCCGGCGUACUACUUCAAGAAUCUCGACCGGCGCACGCACGCGCUGCCACGCGACAUCCUGCCGUUCUCGUACUCGCGCUCCACCAGCUUGAUGACGCCGACGACCCCCGGGCCCAUGCCGUUCAGUCCGAAUUUUCCGAGUUUUCCGAGGUCGGGCGGCCUGGCGAGCCCCGCUGGUGGUGCUGGUGCCGGGAAGCGCAGGAGAAGCGAGGACGACUCGUUCGUGCCGCCGUCGCUGCCGAAUUCCUCGACUGGCAGCACGGUACGGCCCGUCAAGCGCAAGCGCGAGGUUUCCGCAUUCGCACAUCUGAAACGGCUGGAUACGAUGUUCCUAAUCGACGACUUCGUCUCGGAGACUCCCUGGACCCGAAUCCGCACAACCCUUCAAAAGCUCUCCUCGAUCGCGACGCAAUGGGACCAAGACGGCGUAGACAUUGCGUUCAUCAACAGUUCGUCCUACGCCUCGUGCCUAUCCACGCCGUCGGACGUGCUCUCAGCGCUCGACAAGACUGGGUACACAGCGACAAGCACGAGCACGCUCUCGUUCCGCCUGGACAUGCUCCUCUCGUCGUACAUCAACCUGUACAAGCGCGAUGAGUUCACGAAGCCGCUCAACAUGAUCAUCAUCACCAGCGGCGACUUCCUGGCGCACGACGAGUUUGAGAAGGUUGUCAUGACGUGGGCGAAACAGCUCGACGAGAUCUAUGCGCCCAAAAGUCAGCUAAGCCUGCAGUUCGUCCUCGUCGGCUGCAAGGGCGAGAAUAGGAGGAGAUUCGAGGACCUCGAUGAUGAGCUGUAUAAGGAGUAUGGCGUUAGAGAUAUGGUCGACGCCACCUGCUACGACCCAAACGAGCCGGAUAGUCAGGAGGUCUUUGAGAAGAUCUUGUGUGGAGGCAUGAUUGCCACGUACAAUCGUGUGCAGGACGAGACUUCGGAUCUGUCCAUGAUGGCGGUGGACCUGUGAACAGUAGUGACAGUGGUGACAAUAGUAGGGAUGUUGGGUGUAAUGGAGUAUUUCACGGAUGUGAAUGAUGUGUGACUAUGAUCUUAUAUGUCGAAGUAUAAUACCAUACAAACCCCAUUUCUUGGCUGGAUGAGGCUGGAUGAGGCAGGAUUUUGCGGAGAGAGUGAGGGA
Tricharina praecox is the source of this 2748-nucleotide messenger RNA. RefSeq lists its product as uncharacterized. The transcript is spliced from 5 exons. Gene Ontology annotation, biological process: protein phosphorylation. Gene Ontology annotation, molecular function: protein kinase activity; ATP binding. Lineage: Eukaryota; Fungi; Ascomycota; Pezizomycetes; Pezizales; Pyronemataceae. Bases 121 to 2577 code for a protein of 818 amino acids. The record is from RefSeq and is a predicted model, not a curated record.